Molecule: messenger RNA, 2717 nt
Organism: Chroicocephalus ridibundus (black-headed gull)
Lineage: Eukaryota; Metazoa; Chordata; Aves; Charadriiformes; Laridae
Gene: GDAP1L1
Product: ganglioside induced differentiation associated protein 1 like 1
Exons: 6
Coding region: 324-1427 (367 amino acids)
Source: RefSeq, a predicted model, not a curated record
AGUGGCAGCGGUUGGAGCUGCCCCGGAUUGCCGAGCCGGCAGGCAGGCAGGCGGCAGGAGCCUCCGCUGCUGACUCGCCUAUUGAAGCCAUGCCCGCACGUUUCCGUGGGAGCCCCUCCACGGGCGGGGACGGGCUGCGACUUCACCCCCGCCACCGCCAUCCUCUCCUGUGACCCCCCCGGUGCCCACCGCCCCGCGCUGCCCACCCCAGCCGGGGAGAUGGAGCUGCCCCGGGAGUGAUGCUGCUGGCAGGAGCCCAUGUGAUGCUGGGCUAGCGCCGCUCUCGCUCCCUCGUCCCUCUCCCCGCUUGCUCGCAGGCUGUCAUGGCGACUCCCAAUAAUGUUACUCCCACCAACUGCAGCUGGUGGCCCAUCUCGGCGCUGGAGAACGACGCAGGGAAAUCCACGGAGGGGGAGGAAAACCAGGACCCGACAGACCCCGCUCUCAAAUCCCAGGACAGGCUGGUUUUGUACCACUGGACCCAGUCCUUCAGCUCACAAAAGGUGCGGCUGGUCAUCGCGGAGAAGGGGCUGCCCUGCGAGGAGCGGGACGUCAGCAUGCCCCUGAUGGAGCACAAGGAGCCCUGGUUCAUGCGGCUCAACCUGGGGGAGGAAGUGCCCGUCAUCAUCCACAGGGACAACAUCAUCAGCGAUUACAACCAGAUCAUCGACUACAUGGAGAAGAACUUCACGGGAGAAAACGUCACGCAGCUGAUCCCGGAGCCGGGCAGCCUGCUGCACUCGCGGGUGCUGCAGUACCGGGAGCUGCUGGACUCGCUCCCCAUGGACGCCUACACCCACGGCUGCAUCCUGCACCCCGAGCUCACCACCGACUCCAUGAUCCCAAAGUACGCCACCGCUGAGAUCCGCAGACAUUUAGCUAACGCCAGCACGGACCUGAUGAAGCUGGACCAUGAAGAGGAGCCACAGCUAUCGGAGCCCUACCUCUCCAAGCAGAAGAAGCUCAUGGCCAAGAUCCUGGAGCAUGACAACGUGAACUACUUGAAGAAGAUCCUUGGUGACCUGGCGAUGGUGCUAGACCAGAUUGAGGCCGAGCUGGAGAAAAGGAAACUGGAGUACCAAGGGCAGAAGUGUGAACUUUGGCUCUGCGGAUGCGUCUUUACUUUGGCCGAUGUCUUGUUAGGAGCGACCCUGCACCGCCUCAAGUUUCUGGGACUCUCUAAGAAAUACUGGGAAGAUGGCAGCAGACCUAACCUACAGUCCUUCUUCGACAGGAUACAAAAACGCUUCGCCUUCAGGAAAGUUUUGGGAGAUAUACAUACCACGCUCCUCUCCGCAGUGGUGCCCAAUGCCUUCAGGCUGGUCAAGCGGAAACCUCCCUCCUUCUUCGGAGCCUCCUUCCUGAUGGGAUCUCUGGGAGGAAUGGGAUAUUUUGCUUAUUGGUACUUAAAGAAAAAAUACAUCUAGUGCUGGCUGCUCGGUGUUUAGUUUGGUGUCUCUGUGCUGUGUGAAAUUAUGAUGAAGCCUCAGUAACUGUAAUGAAAUUUGAAGCAAGGUAAUGAAUAAUUAUAUUGUUUAAUGUAACAUUCCAUAGUCUAGAAGUAGAAACGUAUACUGCAAGGAAAUAAGACCACAACAACAACAACAACAACAACAAAAUAUGCGUCAACUUGUAAAUGCCUUUUUUAGGUUUAAGUAUUCAACUCCAGCGAGAGGCUCAGGGGUUCACGGGCUCAGCCGUGCCCACCGGGAAGUGACGCCGCCUCCGGCACUGGCCAGCUCCAGUGGGAGAGACGGGAACCCCGGGAAGUUUCCUGACGCCCAGGUUGACUAAUGAGACUCGGAUAAUCCGUCCUGUACGUUUGUGUUUCCAAAUUGUUCACCGGCCACAUUUCACACCUGCAGGUAGCGCGGACUCUCUUCUCCUAGAAGGCGUUGUGUUGUGCUCGGAGGCUUUCCUGGGAGCAGGGUGCAGUAGCUGGUCACAGUCAAGGUGGAUUUGCAUCCUUCAAGUAUCCAUUUUUUAAAUUAUUUUCAUUAAAAGGAAUAUUUUUUAUUGAGCUGCUCUUAGAAUGUAUCCACUUUCUACGUCUGGUUUUGGUGGGCUUUUUUUUAAAAGAAUUUAUCGUCUGUCUUUAACUGCUGCACUUUUUUCCUGAGAUAAAUCAUUUUGACUUCCAUCCUGAAUUUUGGCACACGAAGGAGAUUGUUGUUUUAAGCCUUUUGGCUCUGUCUCUUUGAGUUUUCUUUCAGGGAUUUGCAAAGCCUCUUUCACCGACUGAGCGUAUCCGGACUCUGAAAAAGUACGACCAUUUUCAGAACUUUUCAGCACUUUCCUGAAGGCGCUUUGGCUUUCUCUUCCAUCGGGGGCUCUUUUCCGUCAUUUCCUCGCUGUGUGUUUUCUUAGGGACACUUUGCACAGAAUCACGUUGAUGACUUUCUUGUGCCUUUUGCAUGUUGGAAAGAAUAACGGGCCUCACUGCUACUCAUGCUUUGAAAACGGAGAUCCUCAAUAAACCAUUCGGGAGGAGAAACGGCUUCACAUUUCUAAAUGUGUUCAACAUCCUUCUACUCUUAUUUCAAAGCAUGCCCGGGGGCAGAGGGAUGCGCAGGUGGUUUGUGUUUUUUCUCAUGUAUUGCCUUCGUAUAAAACUUGCAUGGAAAUAAUACGGAAUCACGGAAUUUUUCAGAGUUGGAAGGGACCUCUAGAGAUCAUCUAGUCCAACUCCCCUGCUAAAGCAGGAUUGCCCAGAGCAC